AUGAAGCUCCUUCGCACCGGUCUUGGUCUGGUGCUUGUUGGAACACCUGGGCUGGUGCUAGGCUUGACAAGCUAUGCCAACGAGUUUAUCACCCCCGAAUUUUUCCUGGCAAAGAACUGGUCCGAUACGACAAAGAACGCACAAGAUACAAUAGUACAAGGUGCAAAGCAGAUUGCAACCGAAGGCCCGUGGACUGUGACUUCGAAAACGGUCAUGCCUCCGACAAAUAACACACACGAUUACUUGAGCUGGGGACCAUAUUACUGGCCAGACUGUGCAAAGGCUGGGAAUACUACUCAACUCACGCCAGAACAAGGCAAGUUAUGGACUACGUGCGAAUAUAUUACACGAGAUGGACUUUUCAACCCCGAUGUUCGUCAAGUUAACGACACUGGGAUGUUCCAGGCGAUGAGCGACUCGGUAUUCUUUAAUUCCAUGGCAUGGGUCAUUACUGGAGACGACACCUAUGCGUCCAACGCUGCCAAAGAGAUCAAUACAUGGUUCAUUGAUCCGGCAACCUCGAUGACACCCAAUCUCAAUUAUGCUCAAGUCAAACGUGGACCAGGGAGUCAAAUCGGACAACAUACUGGAGUGCUAGACUUGAAAUGUAUGUCGAAGCUCGUCAGCGGCGUGUUGAUGCUGCGCAACGGUAGUGCACCUGCGUGGACUGGCGAACUUGAUUCGGGAUUGAAAACCUGGGUUAAUAGCUAUAUUGGGUGGCUGACCACCAACGAAUUGGCUCUACAAGAAAAGGCAGCUACCAAUAAUCAUGGAAGCUUCUACUUCAACCAAUUGGCCGCACUUCAAAUACUUGUUGACGACACUGCUGGAGCGAAAAAGACAAUCCAAGAAUAUUUUGAGGGCAUUUAUCAAGGCCAAAUAUCUGCUAAUGGGGACCAACCCCUCGAAACGGCCCGCACAAGGCCCUACCAUUAUCGCGCAUAUAAUCUUGCCGCCAUGAUCGUCAAUGCUCGCAUAGGGGAAUAUGUUGGAUACGAUGCAUGGCAACUCAAGACCAAGGACGGGGCGACGAUUCAAGAUGCAUGCAACUAUGCAAUGACUUUUACAGCGGCUCAGUCAAACGAAACGUCGUACGAUGCUGAACUUUACCCGAAUGUUGCUGCCGUCGCUGCUAUUUAUGGCGAUGCGGACGGAAAAUAUUCCAAGUGGCUGGCCAGCAGGGAUGCAAGCUUCCCUGGUCAGCCGUACUUCUUAUGGGAUCAGCCGUUGAGUAACGCUGGCCUUACCGGAGCACCGGCGUCGGGCGGUAAUUCCAACACACCAAACACUGCUGGCGGGAACACUGGAUCCAACAACGCGAAGCAGGCAGGAUGCAAAAAAGGUUUUGUAUGGUUUAGUAGUCUCGUAACACUUUCUCUUUUGUUCAUGGGAUGA
Messenger RNA from Rhizoctonia solani, 1395 nucleotides. RefSeq names its product chondroitin AC/alginate lyase. Gene Ontology annotation, molecular function: lyase activity. The transcript is spliced from 8 exons. The coding region runs from base 1 to 1395 and encodes 464 amino acids. Lineage: Eukaryota; Fungi; Basidiomycota; Agaricomycetes; Cantharellales; Ceratobasidiaceae. The record is from RefSeq and is a predicted model, not a curated record. Gene Ontology annotation, cellular component: periplasmic space.